This is a messenger RNA of Rattus rattus (black rat), 2510 nucleotides long. RefSeq names its product DEP domain containing 1B (gene Depdc1b). Bases 91 to 1680 code for a protein of 529 amino acids. The record is from RefSeq and is a predicted model, not a curated record. Gene Ontology annotation, biological process: intracellular signal transduction; positive regulation of Wnt signaling pathway. The transcript is spliced from 11 exons. NCBI's taxonomy places the organism in Eukaryota, Metazoa, Chordata, Mammalia, Rodentia, Muridae.
CCCUGAAGCUCCCGGCUUGUGAUUCAAACUGCGGCGCGGUGAGUUCUGUGGUCCGUGCUGGCGUUGCCCCACCACUGCUGCGGGUUGGGAAUGGAGCACCGCAUAGUGGGACCCGGGCCGUACCGAGCCACCAGGCUGUGGAACGAAACAGUGGAGCUUUUCCGGGCCAGGAUGCCUUUACGGAAACAUCGUUGUCGGUUCAAGAGUUAUGAGCAUUGCUUCACGGCAUCGGAGGCUGUGGACUGGCUGCACGAGCUUCUGAGAAACAGUCAAAACUUUGGCCCCGAGGUAACUCGCAAGCAAACAGUCCAGCUGCUGAGAAAAUUCCUCAAGAAUCACGUUAUCGAAGACGUCAAGGGAAAAUGGGGCCAGGAGGACUUUGAAGACAACCGUCACCUGUACAGAUUUCCUCCUUCCUCGCCCCUGAAGCCAUAUCCAAAGAAGCCCCUGUAUCAAAGAGAUGUUAUUAAGUUUCCAGAAUGGAAUGAUCCCCCGCCAGGCACUUCACAGGAGAACAUUCCAGUGAGGCCGAUUGUGAUGAACUCUGAGAUGUGGUUCAAGCGCCACAGUAUUGCUAUUGGAGAGGUGCCCGCCUGCCGUCUCAUCCACCGCAGACAGCUGACCGAGGCCAAUGUGGAAGAGAUCUGGAAGUCUACGACGUUGUCACAUUUACAGAGAAUUCUUGGCCUUGAUUCCUUGGAGGAAGUUUUAAACACCAAGCUUGUCAACUCCAAGUUCAUCAUCCAUAAUGUGUAUAGUGUCAGCAAGCAGGGAGUGGUCAUCUUGGACGACAAGUCGAAAGAACUUCCUCAUUGGGUCCUGUCAGCUAUGAAGUGUUUGGCAAAUUGGCCCAACUGUACAGAUUGGAAGCAGCCUAUGUACUUGGGAUUUGAAAAGGAUGUCUUUAAAACUAUCGCAGAUUACUAUGGCCACCUGAAGGAGCCACUGCUCACAUUUCACCUUUUCGAUGCUUUCGUCAGUGUAUUAGGUUUGCUGCCGAAGGAGCAAAUGGCAACCGAGGCGUUUCAGAUUUGCUGUCUCCUUCUGCCUCCUGAAAACAGGAGGAAGUUACAGCUGCUGAUGAGGAUGAUGGCGAGGAUCUGCUUAAACAGAGAGAUGCCGCCACUGUGUGACGGCUUCGGCACCCGCACACUGAUGGUUCAGACAUUUUCCCGGUGCAUCUUGUGUUCGAAGGACGAGGUAGAUUUAGAUGAGUUACUAGCUGCUCGGUUGGUGACGUUUCUGAUGGACAACUACCAGGAGAUUCUGAAAGUCCCUCUGGUCCUGCAGACCUCCAUCGAGGAGCGUGUGGCUCACCUGCGCAGAGUGCAGAUAAAAUACCCAGGAGCUGAUAUGGACAUCACCCUGUCUGCACCUUCAUUUUGCCGUCAAAUUAGUCCUGAGGAGUUUGAGUACCAAAGGGCGUAUGGCUCCCAGGAGCCCCUGGCAGCGUUGUUGGAAGAAGUCAUCGCUGAUGACAAACUCUCCAACAAGGAGAAGAAGAAGAAGCUGAAGCAGUUUCAGAAAUCUUACCCUGAAGUCUACCAGGAACGAUUUCCUACCCCAGAGAGCGAAGCACUUCUGUUUCCUGAGAAACCCAAGGCCAAACCACAGCUGUUCAUGUGGGCACUGAGGAAACCUUUCCAGCCGUUUCAGAGAACCAGAAGUUUCCGGAUGUGAUGCUGUGACGAAGCUUGAGGGACCUCAGUGGUAGAGACACUUUGAGUCGGUUGAGACUCAAGAAUGCCGUUAUAAACUACUCAAUGUGUGGUUUCAGGUCGCCCAACUCCUUCAAUGUCGAGCCGUUGUCAGUAUUUUUAUAAGUCUUGAUGCUGUUUGCAGAGAUGUACAAAUGAGUGAAUGAUCACGUCAGGUGUGUGGUGGUGGUGCGAAGAGGCUUGGGAUGCUUAAAAAAUCUAAAGGUAAAGUGUCCCCUUCCCGUUUGCUGUUUUCUGUGGUGUGUAAAGUUUUGGUGCAUUGCUCACCUAUGCGUCUGAAAACCAAGCCUAUGGAUACUGUACAUACUUGAAUAAGAACAACACUGUGCUGUUACUGUGGUAGCAUCGACCCAGCUAGCUGCCAGUUGUGAUUUCUCCUGUGUAAAUCCCACAGUUUUAUUGUCGUUUGCUUUUAUUUUUAUUUCUUCUUGUUUUGUUAUUGGGAAAAGUCCUAAUGUUUUGCACUGUGAUAGCCGUGUCUUUUAGUGCAGAUUUGCCUGUUGCUCUUUGAUUACCCGUAUGCGGUCUGGGUCUGCGUGUGUGUGGAUGUGGAAUAGUAUGCAUCUGCCCACGGUCCUGUAAUUUGAGUCUCAGCUAAAGAUGGAAGGUUGAGCAGGAAGAAUUCUUUGGGCUCCCUUAGACCUGUACAUCUAAAUUAAGUCUUUGGUUUUAUGAAAAGUAUAAAUGGGUUGAGUAAGAUGAAUUACUUUCUUUAUGAAUAUAUUUUUCAGCUUCUUCAUUGUUUUAAAAAUACAUGGAAUGUAAAUAAAUACUGAUUUUUUUUUAUAUAUA